Trifolium pratense (red clover) is the source of this 2333-nucleotide messenger RNA. RefSeq names its product beta-glucosidase 24-like. The transcript is spliced from 13 exons. NCBI's taxonomy places the organism in Eukaryota, Viridiplantae, Streptophyta, Magnoliopsida, Fabales, Fabaceae. The record is from RefSeq and is a predicted model, not a curated record. Gene Ontology annotation, molecular function: beta-glucosidase activity. Bases 174 to 1736 code for a protein of 520 amino acids. Gene Ontology annotation, biological process: carbohydrate metabolic process.
UAAAAUGACAUUCACAUGGCCUUUAUUUAUAUUAUCUUUUGUUUCCAAUAAUGUAUUUUUUUUCAUUGAUAUAUAUCUUAUUCAAUAUAUAGUAUUGCACACUAGGACCCAAGCUAUAUAUGCAAUAUUCAUUGAAGUAAAUCAAAUCAAAUCAAAUCCGGUGAUUAAUAGUUAUGGCGUUGAAUGUUCCUCUUCUGAAAUCUUUGUUGCUUAUUCUUAGCUCAGUGGCUAUCAUUGAAGCUGCUACCAUAUUCACCGACGGUAUUAGUCCACCCCUUAACCGUAGCAAUUUUCCAGACGGUUUCAUUUUUGGGACAGCUUCAUCAGCUUACCAGUAUGAAGGUGCGGCAAAUGUUGGUGGCAGGGGACCAAGUAUAUGGGAUACUUAUACUCAUAAUUAUCCAGAAAAGAUAUUGGGCGGAAGUAAUGGAGACGUAGCCAUCGAUGAAUAUCAUCGUUAUAAGGAAGAUGUUGAGAUCAUGAAGAACAUGAACAUGGAUGCUUAUAGAUUCUCCAUCUCUUGGUCUAGAAUAUUACCAAAAGGAAAGCUUAGUAGAGGUGUGAACAUGGAAGGAAUUAAUUAUUACAACAAUCUCAUUAAUGAACUUCUUGACAAAGGACUUCAGCCCUUUGUGACCCUUUUUCAUUGGGACCUUCCUCAAGCACUUGAUGAAGAAUAUGGUGGCUUUUUAAGUCAUAAUAUAGUGAAUGAUUUUCGAGACUAUGCAGAGCUUUGCUUUAAGGAAUUUGGAGACAGGGUAAAAUAUUGGAUCACAUUGAACGAGCCAUGGACAUUGAGCAAAUAUGGUUAUGCUGAUGGAAGGUCAGCACCCGGACGAUGUUCGUCCUGGCAUAACGAAAAUUGUGUUGGUGGUGAUUCAGCCACGGAACCCUAUAUAGUGGCUCACAAUCAGUUAUUUACUCAUGCAACUGCUGUCAAAGUUUACAAAUCGAAAUAUCAGGCAUCUCAAAAGGGCCGGAUAGGGAUAACACUAUCGUGUGAUUGGUUGGUGCCGCUCCUCGAUACAGAAGCAGAUAUUCACGCGACACAAAGAGGCAUUGAUUUUAUACUUGGAUGGUUUCUGGAACCAUUAACCGUAGGAGAUUACCCGAGUUCCAUGCGAUCAUUGGUAGGAAGUCGAUUACCAAAGUUCUCUAAACAUCAGUCCAUGCUCGUAAAAGGGUCCUUUGAUUUUCUUGGAUUAAAUUAUUACACUUCAAAUUAUGCUACUGAUGCACCUGAAUUAAGUGAUGCCAGGCCCAGCUUGCUCACAGAUUCUCAAGUUAUUACCUCAAAUGAACGUAAUGGAAUACCUAUUGGUCCAAAGAGUUCUUCAAUAUGGAUGUCAAUUUAUCCAAAGGGAAUUCAUGACCUGUUGCUGUAUACUAAAACAAAGUACAAUAACCCUUUGAUCUACAUCACUGAAAAUGGUAUAGAUGAACUCAAUGAUCCAACACUCUCACUUGAAGAAGCCCUUGCAGAUACAGCUAGGAUAGAUUACUAUUAUAGUCACUUGUAUUAUCUUCAAACUGCAAUCAAGGAUGGUGUGAAUGUAAAAGGAUAUUUUGCAUGGUCAUUGCUCGACAACUUCGAAUGGAUAUUAGGCUAUAGGGUGAGAACUGGAAUAAACUUUGUAGAUUAUAAAAACGGUUUAAAAAGACAUCCAAAAAUGUCAGCCAACUGGUUUCGGAAUUUCCUACAAAAGAAAAAUGUUACCUAUAGUGAUUUCCGCUAAGAAGGCGAACUUCAUUAAUAUGUGGCUUACAUAUAGCAACAUUGUUCGUCGGUUCUUUUGGCCUAUUGAUGCAUUGUCUCAAGAUAUAAGUUGAUUUUGUAAUGACGAUUCUAAGAUAUAAAAUCAAAUGGAGAUAGAUUAAGAAGAAAAGAAGAGAGAAUUGAACUUAUAACUCAUCUUAUAGAUUAUUACUUCUGAAAUUUAGUCAGAGAUUAUUAGAAUUUGAGAGGCUUAUACUCAACCACAAAAACUAGCUUCAGAGUUGAGGUUUGCACUAACUUAUAAAGACUAUCUUUACCAUAUCUCUAGCCAAUGUGAGACUUCUAACAGAGAUGACAAUAGGAUAUGGGCACAAGGUCCUGCGAAAUGCAAAUAUGUUGUGUAUCCGCCUCAUAUCGAUAUGAGUAUCCGAUGUUUAAAUUUUAAAUGGAUUAGACGAUUAUGUUGAUAUACAAGGGUUUACAUAAAUAUGUAUUAGAUUAUGUAAAGAAAUUAGUAACUUUUGUAAUUCAACCAAGUGAAUAUAACCUAAAACAAACAGAGCACUGUUUUAGUCAUGAUUAUUAUCCGUUAAAAAUAAAAUCAAAACCAAAUCUA